Molecule: messenger RNA, 1388 nt
Organism: Betta splendens (Siamese fighting fish)
Lineage: Eukaryota; Metazoa; Chordata; Actinopteri; Anabantiformes; Osphronemidae
Gene: tsen34
Product: TSEN34 tRNA splicing endonuclease subunit
Exons: 5
Coding region: 317-1162 (281 amino acids)
Biological process (GO): tRNA splicing, via endonucleolytic cleavage and ligation; tRNA-type intron splice site recognition and cleavage
Cellular component (GO): tRNA-intron endonuclease complex
Molecular function (GO): tRNA-intron lyase activity; nucleic acid binding
Source: RefSeq, a predicted model, not a curated record
UAAACUACAACGACUAAUCUGCCAACGGAAGUGCUAACGGCGCUCGCCGGUUUCCGUCUGGAUUUGUGAAUGACAAUUGAUUUCGUUUCUUUCUAUUCGCAACAGCUGCGUGUUCAUGUUUCUCUGUGGUUUGAAUAUGUAGUGGGAAUCUAUGUGGAUUUAACUGCAGAGUGACCGGUUUACGGAGCUUGACAGGAAACACGUGGUUCGUAGCCGCGUAGCAUUAAGCUACCCACUGGUCAAACUGGUCUCGGUUGGCCCAGUAGUGUAAACUGACUGGUUUCUGACCUCCAGAGGUUUGCAGCUGCUCCUGGCAAUGGACGACUGCCCAGAGGGGACCCGUGUCGCUGUGGGUGUCAGUCUGUGUGACUCGGCUCCUCUUCUGUGGAGGCAUCAAGACCUGAGGCAGGUCCGGUCCGAGGGCCUGGUGGGAGCUUUGUUGGGUUCUCUGCCCCGGACCCCUCGACAGAACGGCCGUCUGGGCCGCCCCCUGCUGCUGCUGCCGGAGGAGGAGAGACUGUUGAGUGAGCAGGGCGCUGCUGCUGCGUUACCAGCUGCUGAGCAGGACGGAGGACGGGCGGACCUUCGUUUGCAGGUGGAGCAGUAUGAGGUGGAGCAGCAGAGCAGUCAUGAGGAACAGAGUAUCCUUGCGCUGGAGGACAGGAAGUCAGCGCUGGUCCGGGCGAUGUCGUCACCAGGGGCCCAGUCUGACGAGGCCCUCUGGGGCCGCCUGGAGGCUCUGGACCAAAGCUUCACGUUCCCGCGGUCCGCCCUGGCUGUGCAGCUGAGCACCGCCCGCUCGGGGCUAAGCUACUGUCCGGAGUCCCGGGCCUUCCUACAGGCCGACUGGCCAAUCAGGACUCAGGGCGGGUCAAGGCGUGAAGUCACAUACCAGGUGUUCAGAGACCUUAGGGGGCGGGGCUUCUACUUGACGUCCGCUGGGAAGUUUGGAGGAGACUUUCUGGUGUACCCAGGCGACCCGCUGCGGUUCCACGCCCACUUCAUUGCCAUUUGUCUGCCUCUGGAGGAGUGCCUCUGUCUGCUGGACGUCCUGGCUGUGGCUCGUCUGGGAUCCAACGUGAAGAAGACCGUCCUGCUGUGCUCCCCGGGGACGGACGGCACCGUGCGGUACACGUCACUGCAGUGGAGCGGGAUGGUUUAGCUCCUGUCAGCUGACUGUGGGACGUUCUCGAGGACACGGACGGGGACUCUAAAAUAAUCCUGUUGAAGAACCAGAGGAGGCUCCGUUUGAAGGCGCAAACUGAGGUCAGAGAUCAGUAAAACUGCGCAGGUUUAACUCUGGAUCUGAGAAGCUGCUUGAGGUUGUGUCACUGGUUAGUGCAGCGUCAUUUGACUUCCACAAUAAAGUCGAAAGGUGAAAACACUCA